Messenger RNA from Hydractinia symbiolongicarpus, 1317 nucleotides. RefSeq lists its product as uncharacterized. Lineage: Eukaryota; Metazoa; Cnidaria; Hydrozoa; Anthoathecata; Hydractiniidae. The transcript is spliced from 3 exons. Bases 68 to 937 code for a protein of 289 amino acids. The record is from RefSeq and is a predicted model, not a curated record.
AUUAUCUUAUAAAAAAGAAUAACAUCUUAUCCUAUUUCUUAGCUUUAAGACUCACAUUUUUUUAAAAAUGAUUUUGGUUAUUGUACUCUUGGCCAAUUUAUUAUCAUUGUCUGCACAUAAUAUUGUGAAAUUAUACACUGGCGACUUUGAGGAAAUUGUUUUAAAUUCGGAAGACACGUGGUUAAUUAGUGUUGAGUCGUCUAUGGAUGAAGUUGAAAAUGUGGAGAGACGAUAUCGUGGUCUAUUUCGAGUGGGUUGGACGAGCAAGGCAGACAUUUUAAAAGAUCACAAGGUAAAUCUAAGUAAAGACACACUGUAUCUUGUUUAUCCGUACGGUUCAGAAAAGCAAAAACAACAAAAAGUCAAAUUAACAAAGUCUAUGGAAAAUGCAGUUGAAUUGGCUUUAAAGAGUAUCCCAGAUAGCACAGUUAUUUUACCGAACAGAAUUGAAGGUCAAAAUGUUAAAUUGAGGGGAUUCUUCGAACAAGCAUAUGCUUCGACUCCAACGAGAUUUCCGGUGGUGUAUUUUACUAAAGCCACCGAAACACCAGUUGAAGUGAAAGUUCUGGCCCUAAAAUACUCCACACUCUUUUCCUUUGGAAUCAUCCGAAAACCGUCAUCUGAAACUAUGGCAACAUACAACAUCAAAACAUUACCGCAUUUCACUGCAUUUAUUGUGGACAAUUUGGUAAAAGAAAGGCAACCUCGAAUAAAGAAAAUUCAAUUCGUUGACAAAUUAUAUGGCCCGUUGAAAUACUCAAUGAUGGUUCGCUUUUUGUAUUUGUUACAUAAAUACCAUUUCACAGAAUUGCCAUAUUUAAGCGUUCACAAAGUAGACAUUGAUUUAGAUUCAAUAUUUUUUGAUGAUUUGGAUAAAUUUAGUGAGAAUUACUUAAAACACCCUUUAAAUGUACCAUCCAAUAAGAAAGAACUUUGAAGCGAAGUUGUACGUGCAGAAUAUUUAGACAAGUAUUUAUCGUGAGUGAACAUCCUGUCAGUAGUAAAUGCCACUUCCUUCCCAGGGCAAUUCGCCUUUUUGCAUUUGUAAUAAUCGGUGUAAGACCAAGAGACUCCGGGCAUGAGGAUGUAGUAAAUAAUCAAACAUUAGAAUUCACUUAUGUGAGUUUUUACAAGAGAUGAAUUAGAAUGACAUACGAAUAAAUUAUACAAAAGUAAUGUGUAGUACAUUCAUUAACUUUUAAUUUUUUAAUUUUUUUUAGGUCAUUUCUCGGUGAUGACCGGCCUGUUAUCCCAAAUCUUUCAAGUCUGUUUCUAACAUGAAUAGAAGGACACAAACAAAUAACAAACUUAGACUUA